AUGCCCCACCACCAAACCAGCAUCCAGUGGAAUCCCACGCGCGAGGCGGACCUGGUUAAAAACGGGUUUUAUUGGAAAAGCGGCUUGGUGGAGGAGUCCGCGCAUGCGCAACGCUCUCCAGCCUCCGGAGGUGCACUGACAAAAGGAGCGGGGUGGUUGGAGCUGCUGUGCCGGCAGCACACCGCCCAGGGGAGCUACAGCAUGGAAUCAGAAGGCUACAAUGUUGAAGACAUGGAUGAGGGUAGCCAGGGAGUCGGGGAGGAAGAGAUGAUUGAAGGAAACGACUAUGAAGAAUUUGGUGCUUUUGGUGGUUACGGCACCCUUACCAGCUUUGACAUCCAUAUCCUCAGAGCCUUUGGUAGCUUGGGUGCAGGCUUUCGCAUCUUGUCGAAUGAGCCCUGGGAACUGGAAAACCCUGUGCUGGCCCAGACCCUGAUGGAGGCAUUGCAGCUGGAUCCAGAAACCCUUGCCAGUGAGGCAGCUGCCCGUGCUACGAACAUAGCCCGCCCUGCGGCCUCCAACUGGGCCACUCCUGCCAUUGCCGCCACUGCCCAUAUCACUUCCAACAAUAGGGCAGCCGCUAACCACCCAGUGGCUAGAGACCAGGCCUCAGGAGACGAUACCGAGCCCAUGACAUAUGCCGAGGCUCAGGGAGUCACCCCUAGGACAACUCCUGCUUUUCCACAGACCUCCAAGAUGCCAGUCAACAGUGAGAUGACUGCCCCUGGGGCUCCAGCAACCUCCACGGAGCCCCAGACAGCCUCCCAGGCCCAGGAGGCUGCUACUGAGGCCCCUAGUACUGCCAGUGCUUUCUCUCAGGCUCCACGUGCCAGUGAGCUGGAUACCACCCGGCCCAAGACUGUCUUUCUAGGUCAGAACGAUGUCUUUGAUUUCACCCAGCCUGCAGGUGUCAGUGGCAUGGCCUUCCCACGGCCUAAGAGACCCACCCCAGCCCAAGAGGCUGCGACGGAUGGCCUCAGUGCUGCCUCUCGUGUGCACCAGGCAGCAUCUGCCAAGGAGGUGGCAGCCACCCAGCCCAAGACAACCAAGUCUGGGAAGGCUCUGGCCAAGACUCGGUGGGUGGAGCCUCAGAAUGUUGUGGCAGUGACUGCUGCCGAGGCCAAGAUGGCCACAAGCAUCCCUGAGCCUGAGGGUGCAGCUGCCACUGUUCAGCACAGUGCUGAGCCCCGGGCCAGGAUGGGAGGCAAGAGGACGAAGAAGGGAGCACACAGACUAGUGGAAGAAGAGUCCAAGCACCUGGAUGAUGAAUAUGAGAGCAGCGAGGAGGAGAGAGAGCCUCCUGCAGUCCCACCGACCUGGAGAGCAUCGCAACCCCCAUUGACGGCGAGGACUCCGAUGGCCCCUCGGCCCCCGAUGACCCUGAGGUCCCAGAUACCCUCAAGGCACGUACUGUGCUUGCCACCCCGCAAUGUGGUCCUUCUGCAAGAGAGGGCAAAUAAGUUGGUGAAGUACCUGAUGAUUAAGGACUACAAGAAGAUCCCCAUUAAGCGCUCAGACAUGCUGAAGGAUGUCAUCCGAGAAUACGACGAACAUUUCCCAGAGAUCAUUGAAAGAGCAACAUACACUCUGGAAAAGAAAUUUGGGAUCCACCUCAAGGAAAUUGACAAGGAAGAACACCUGUAUAUUCUUGUCUGCACACAGGACUCUUCAGCUCGCCUUCUUGGGAAGACCAAGGACACUCCCAGGUUGAGUCUCGUCUUGGUGAUUCUGGGCGUCAUCUUCAUGAAUGGCAACCGUGCUAGCGAGGCUGUCCUCUGGGAGGCACUACGCAAGAUGGGACUGCACCCCGGGGUGAGGCACCCAUUCCUUGGCGAUCUGAGGAAGCUCCUUACAGAUGACUUUGUGAAGCAGAAGUACCUGGAGUACAAAAAGAUCCCAAAUAGCAGCCCACCUGAGUAUGAAUUCCUCUGGGGCCUGCGAGCCCGCCAUGAGACCAGCAAGAUGAGGGUCCUGAGAUUCAUCGCGCAGAAUCAGAACCGAGACCCCAGGGAAUGGAAGGCUCAUUUCUUGGAGGCUGUGGAUGAUGCUUUCAAAACUAUGGAUGUGGAUAUGGCUGAGGAACAUGCCAGGGCACAGAUGAGGGCCCAGAUGAAUAUCGGGGAUGAAGCUCUGAUUGGACGGUGGAGCUGGGAUGACAUACAGGUGGAGCUCCUGACCUGGGAUGAGGAUGGAGAUUUUGGCGAUGCCUGGGCCAGGAUACCGUUUGCUUUCUGGGCCAGGUACCAUCAGUACCUUCUGAAUAGUAACCGUGCCAACAGGAGAGCCACAUGGAGAGCUGGUGUCAGCAGUGGCACCAAUGGUGGGGCCAGCACCAGCAUCCUAGAUGGCCCUAGCACUAGCUCUACCAUCCGGACCAGAAAUGCCGCCAGAGCCGGUGCCAACUUCUUCUCCUGGAUUCAACACCGCUGAUGAACUGUAGCAAUCUUACUCUCCAAACCAGAGUGCCUCCUCAGAUUCCUUCUUAACCCAGCACUCGUGGCAGCUUCUACCUGUCGAUUGAAGAUGGCAUGCAAGAUGAAGCUUUCUUCGCUUUUUCUGCCUUUGUUGCUUGCUUUUUCUUGUGCUUUCAUGUUUUUGGUAUCAGUGUUACAUUAAAAUUACAAAAUUAAUUUGGACGUUUCCGCCUUUUCGUGUGCACAUGUUGCUAGAACUGCCAUGUGGUUGGGCUCUUAGGGAGGAACCUUCUUUGGGCUGUCUGGUGUAGGUGGGCCCCGCCUCUGCCUAAAAGGUGGGUAGGCAUGGGUAGGAUUCUGGGAGGUGUUGAGGUUCCAGCUGAGUGUGGAUACCAUGAGUUUACAGAGGCCCCAGUCCACAUAGUUGUGUGAUGUAUUACAAGCAUUGCUCAGCAGCCCCAGGUAGACUCCAGCAGGGGAGCAGGGGAAGGGAUGGAGUGGAGGACUGUGGGCUGGUGCCAACUGUCCCUCCCAGCAAGGAAAGAGAGUCCAUAGGCACUCACCAGGACCCACCUCUUGCUCCCUUGUCUUUAGAGGUGCUGUCCUGGAACUGUUCCCUCAUCAUCCACAGGGUUUCAAGACCUCAUCACUGUGACCUGGCUUAAGGACAAUAGGCAGGACUCACAAUGACAUUUUCACCCCUCCAGCAAGGAGGAGGAGGAGGAGCCAUUAUUGCUAAGAGAAGAAUUU
Molecule: messenger RNA, 3164 nt
Organism: Loxodonta africana (African savanna elephant)
Lineage: Eukaryota; Metazoa; Chordata; Mammalia; Proboscidea; Elephantidae
Product: melanoma-associated antigen D4
Exons: 14
Coding region: 1-2430 (809 amino acids)
Biological process (GO): negative regulation of transcription by RNA polymerase II
Cellular component (GO): nucleus
Source: RefSeq, a predicted model, not a curated record